AUGGACAGAGACCAGCACGAGCUGCAGUUCCUUGGGUUCCUCGGCGUCUACAGAGAGAGCUCCAAGAUCAUCCUCAAAGGGAGGAAGAUCUUCGCUCAGAUCACGCUCACGCUCAUCCUCCAUCUGCAUCGUCUUCCUCGCACUCUCCAAGGUUUCACAGCUCCUCUACUUCAAGUUCGUCAAGUACGAGAUCAACUGAGACAACCCCAAAAAGCACAGCCUGAGGUACAGGACCUGUGCUGCAUGCUCAAGAAUUUCUGGCUCAUCGAGCUAGGCUCCUUCAUCUCCGUCUUCAUCUUCUCUCUGCUUUCGACUUCAGCUGUCUACACGGUGGCUUGCAUCUACGCCACCAAGCAGAUUACUAUCACCAAGAUGAUGAGUGUCGUGCCCAGGCUCAUCGUCGUGAGGCAAUUUUCAGUUGGCCCUGCACUUGGGAUUGCCCUGGCGGUCAUUCUCUUGAUCUUGUACGUUGUUGGGUUUGUUUAUAUCACCGUGAUUUGCCAAUUGGCGAGUGUGAUCUCGGUUCUUGAAGAUGCAUAUGGAAGGAAGGCGAUGGCGAAGAGCAAGGGACUGACAAAUGGCAAGAUGGGCCUACGAGUUUGGUGUUUUCUUGGUGUCUUCGUGUGCUCCGUGCUGGUUCAGGCACUGUUUGGAUCCCUUGUGGUCUUGGACGUGGUUCCUAUUGGAGUCAAGAUUGGGGUUGGGCUGAUCUGCAUGAUGUUUUUGUCGAUGCAGGUGCUGUUCGAUUUGGUCAUGCAAACAGUGAUCUACUUCGUCUGCAAGUCCUACCACCAUGAGAACAUCGACAGCUCCUGCUUGUCUGAUCAUCUGGAGGUCUGUCGUGGAGACUGUCCCUCUGACGGCCAAAAGGCUGCCCAGGUUGAGCAAUUUCAUGUCUAA
Messenger RNA from Eucalyptus grandis, 900 nucleotides. RefSeq lists its product as uncharacterized. The transcript has 2 exons. Bases 1 to 900 code for a protein of 299 amino acids. NCBI's taxonomy places the organism in Eukaryota, Viridiplantae, Streptophyta, Magnoliopsida, Myrtales, Myrtaceae. The record is from RefSeq and is a predicted model, not a curated record.